This is a messenger RNA of Gadus chalcogrammus (walleye pollock), 1941 nucleotides long. RefSeq names its product sphingomyelin synthase 2a (gene sgms2a). Gene Ontology annotation, molecular function: sphingomyelin synthase activity; ceramide cholinephosphotransferase activity. The transcript has 6 exons. NCBI's taxonomy places the organism in Eukaryota, Metazoa, Chordata, Actinopteri, Gadiformes, Gadidae. Gene Ontology annotation, biological process: sphingomyelin biosynthetic process; ceramide biosynthetic process. Gene Ontology annotation, cellular component: endoplasmic reticulum membrane; Golgi membrane. Bases 173 to 1249 code for a protein of 358 amino acids. The record is from RefSeq and is a predicted model, not a curated record.
AGGAGGGCUCAGAGGAGGACGACGAGCCAGCUCUAGCCUACACUUGGUGCAAGUAAUGCUACAUCUCUCACACGCACACCGAGCAAGGCGCAACAGGAGACAUUCUGAGAGAAGGAACUGGAACUACAUUACGACCCCCUAGGAGGACCCCCGAUUCAGCGUUCCUGCCCCCAUGGCUUCGCAGGACUUCUCCGGCGAGCAAGGCCCUGCCGCAAUCAGCCUAGGCACGGGCAUGGAGGUGGUGGCUCAGGCAAAACAGAACACUAAAGCCUGCCCCGUCCACACCCCCGUCACCAGCGACGCCAAGCGAGGCUUCCGCAAGAUGCUCGGGAGACACACGGACUACGUCAAGAUUGCCCUGCCGGAGCCCAAGGCCGGCCGCUUGCCCAUGGAGUGGUGGAAAACGGUGCUGGCGUUCUUCUAUGCCGCCUUCAACCUUGUCCUCACCACGGUGAUGAUCACAGUGGUGCACGAGAGGGUCCCUUCCAAGGAGAGCAGCCCGCCACUCCCUGAUAAGUUCUUCGACUACAUCGACCGGGUCAAGUGGGCGUUCACUGUGACCGAGGUGAACGGCAUGGUGCUGGUGACCAUAUGGCUCGUCCAGCUAUUCUUCUUCAAAUACAGGUCAAUAGCAAGCAGGCGGUUCUUCUUCCUCAUUGGUACACUGUACCUGUACCGCUGUGUCACCAUGUACAUCACAACCCUCCCCGUGCCUGGCAUGCACAUGACCUGCGCCCCGAAGCUACACGGUGAUUCCCAGGCUAAGCUCCAGCGUAUCCUCCAGCUGAUCUCGGGCGCAGGGCUCUCCAUCACGGGCUCCCACCUCAUGUGCGGGGACUUCCUGUACAGCGGACACACGGUCAUGCUCACCCUCACCUACCUGUUCAUCAAGGAGUACUCACCGCGGUCAUUCUGGUGGUACCACCUGCUGUGCUGGCUGAUCAGCGCAGUGGGCGUGGUGUGCAUCCUGGUGGCCCACGAGCACUACAGCGUAGACGUGGUGGUGGCUUAUUUCAUCACCUCCCGCCUCUUCUGGUGGUACCACACCAUGGCCAACCUGCAGACUCUGAAGUGUUCGCCCAACAACUACCUCACGCACACCUGGUGGAACCCCGUUUUCAACUUCCUGGAGAGGAACAUCCAGACGGCCAUCCCCUGCUCCUACAGCUGGCCCUUCAGCUGGCCCCCGGCCUGCCUCAAGAACCCCUGCAAGAAUUACUCCAUGGUCCAGAGCACCCGGGAGGAGUGAGGCCGUCUCAGAGGGCCCAGGGACUGUAUGGCCAUGCCUGGUUUCUCACCCCAUUAGCACCCCUGGGACAAUCAGUUGAUGGGUCCUUUCAAUCAGUAUUCAGAGAAGGUGUGAUGAGGUGAACAUGGAGCAGAUUUGUAUUUGUAUGGUGUGCUAGAGUUUGGGCGGAUUUCAGGAGUAAACGAUGGUAUCAUACUUGUCAUUUUAUGUGUUUUACAUCAUUGUAACUUAUUUAUAUCAAGGUUUUUUUUUAGGGUCAAUGUCGUUUUUUUGGUUUCUCCAUUCAUGAUUCUGUUCGAUUGGAUUAAGAAGAUGUAAAGACGAUGUUCAUUUGGGACCCAUUUUUCAGGAGUAAAGUCAGUAUUAAGUGUUAACUAUAUGCAAGAUAAAGUAUUUGCUCUCGCUCUCUCUCUCAGCAUAGAUGGAGGUGGGUUUACCUCAAUGUGGUACUAAAGUCACAAGUUGCCUUAGAAAAUGUUUUUUAAGUUGCAUAUAUUGGAUCAAUUGAUUGGUUAAUUAUUAUUUAAUUUUUUUUGUAUCGAUUUUUUAUUAAUUUCAAAUGUCUGUGCAAAAUGUGCAAAAGAUUUAAUUUUAGGAUAUGGUCGUAAAAACAGACAAAAGUUGUAUUGCUCGUUUUUCCUUGUACAAACCACGGUCUGACAUAUAUUCUUAUACCACAAUUUAAAUAAAUA